UUUUAUUUCUGUUUUCCUGAAGGGAAAUAGAAGAAAGCGUGCUAUAUUGCGCCAGGAAUAGGAAGAGCAAUAACGAAAUACAGGGCGUGCUAUAUUGCGCUACCUGACUUGUCUCGCCGGCGACGAAGAUCGAAAAAUGAGGGCCGUAGUCCAGCGUGUUGCUUCAGCCAGUGUAGAGGUCGAGGGACAUAUAGUAUCAGCAAUCGGUCCGGGAUUGCUCGUUCUCGUUGGGAUUCAUGAGUCAGACGUCGAUUCCGAUGCUGACUACAUAUGCCGGAAAGUGUUGAAUAUGAGACUGUUCCCGAAUGAGGAAACUGGAAAGACAUGGGAUCACAGUGUAGUUCAGAAGAAUUAUGAAGUUCUAUUAGUGAGUCAGUUUACACUAUAUGGGGUUUUGAAAGGAAACAAGCCGGAUUUUCAUGUCGCAAUGCCUCCUCAGAAAGCGAAACCCUUUUAUGCCUCUCUGGUUGAGAAAUUCCAGAAAGCUUACAAACAGGAUGCCGUCAAAGAUGGUGUCUUUGGGGCAAUGAUGAAGGUCAACUUGGUCAAUGAUGGCCCUGUCACGAUGCAUCUUGACUCAGCACAACCGUCAAAAUGAGACUGAAGCAAUUGAGGAAAUGAUUCCUGCGCACCUCCGUUGCAAUUUGAAUGAUAAAUCUAGCGUUCCAAAAGUAGGCAACAUGAAGUGUUGGGUUAUUCGUUUUAUGGAAUUUCAGCAAUCUCAAAACCUGAAAGGAAUCAAAAGAGGGGAAGAGAAAAACAAUCUGUUAUAGUUGGAUUAAAGCAUCAUGAAUAUCAACUUUUAAGCUUAUAUUUGUCAUCACUUGUUGAAAUAGCUGCAAAACUACUUCGGUAGUACAUUGCACUAAAAUCAUCGGAGAACGUCCUGCAAAUUGCCUCACCGAGCACAUUAACACCUCUCAGUUGUACAUGACCUUCAAAUAAUUCAUCAGACAAAUUUCAUUGUUUGUUUCCA
Messenger RNA from Solanum dulcamara, 976 nucleotides. RefSeq lists its product as uncharacterized. The record is from RefSeq and is a predicted model, not a curated record. Gene Ontology annotation, biological process: tRNA metabolic process. The transcript has 7 exons. Gene Ontology annotation, molecular function: D-tyrosyl-tRNA(Tyr) deacylase activity. Gene Ontology annotation, cellular component: cytoplasm. Lineage: Eukaryota; Viridiplantae; Streptophyta; Magnoliopsida; Solanales; Solanaceae. Bases 137 to 598 code for a protein of 153 amino acids.